UGAUGAUGAGCCCAGCUCCUAAUAUUGACAAAGUGUAUUGUUUACUCCUUUAAGAGGAGAGAUAGAGAUCCAUUCAACAUGUGGCUUCUUCUCCUAUGGAGUCAGCUUCUUUUACUGCAUCUGCACACAGGAAACCACAAUAUUCAGGGAAUUCGAUUUUUAAUCAAAAUGGUGGAAAUGGUAAUAAUAGACCAGGACCGCCUAGACCAUAUGAAGAUAAUAAGAGGAAUUUUAAUUCAAAUGUUGGGAAUUCGAACUCGUAUAAUUGCACUUUCUGCAAGAAACCUGGAUCAACUCAUACCAUAGAGAAGUGUUAUAAACUACAUGGUUAUCCGCCACAUUCUAAGUUCAAUAACAAUAGGCUUGGGAAUUUUCAGAACCAACACAUGGUUCAGGGUAACUCUGUUUCUACUGCAGACAACUACUACAUUGGAUAUGGUAAUCAGGUUGUUGAUUUCCCCAGCACAAAAGGCACUCAAACUCAAGUUUCUUCUUCUAACACUAUGGGACUCAGUCUAAAGCAAUAUUCUCAGCUGAUGGACAUGCUACAACAAGUUAAACUUGGACAGCAGACUGUUUCAAGUUUAGAGGUCAACGUUACUACCAAUUGUGUUGGGCCUUUCACUGAAGAGGCCUCUGGCUCUUGGUAGAAUUCAGAAUGGUUUAUACAUCCUUCAGUCUACUCAUCCAUCAUCUGGACAAUGCUCCACUGUUUCAGCUUCUUUGUCUAGCUCUACUCCUAAUUCUGUUACUUGUAUUCCUUGUCAUUCAGCAUCUAGUUCUAAAGGUUGUAUUUCUAUUCAAUCUUUGUCUAGUUCAGUGGAUUCACAUCACAAUGUAUGGCAUAUUAGACUGGGGCACAUGCCCAUAUCUAGCAUGAGGAGCAUUACUUGCUUACUACAAGCUGUUGUUAAUAAAGAUUCAGUUCCCUGUGA
Lycium ferocissimum is the source of this 935-nucleotide messenger RNA. RefSeq lists its product as uncharacterized. The transcript is spliced from 2 exons. NCBI's taxonomy places the organism in Eukaryota, Viridiplantae, Streptophyta, Magnoliopsida, Solanales, Solanaceae. Bases 96 to 650 code for a protein of 184 amino acids. The record is from RefSeq and is a predicted model, not a curated record.